Colossoma macropomum (tambaqui) is the source of this 1150-nucleotide messenger RNA. Its product is annotated as G-protein coupled receptor 55. The record is from RefSeq and is a predicted model, not a curated record. Gene Ontology annotation, cellular component: membrane. Gene Ontology annotation, biological process: phospholipase C-activating G protein-coupled receptor signaling pathway; positive regulation of Rho protein signal transduction. The transcript is spliced from 2 exons. Gene Ontology annotation, molecular function: G protein-coupled receptor activity. NCBI's taxonomy places the organism in Eukaryota, Metazoa, Chordata, Actinopteri, Characiformes, Serrasalmidae. The coding region runs from base 78 to 1004 and encodes 308 amino acids.
ACCACAGUCUGCAUUCAAGCCAGUGAGAGAGACGCUAACAUCGGAGUACCUUCACCUUGAACAUCACCAGAGUCACCAUGAAUGCCAACUGUGUGUUUAAUGAUACUGAGAAUAUCAUGAAGUCACUGGAGAUGGCCAUCUAUGUGCCCAUCUUUGUCUUCGGCCUUGUCCUGAACAUCAUCGCACUUGCGGUGUUCUGCACCUUGCUCAAGAAAUGGACAGAGUCCUCCAUCUACAUGACCAACCUAGCUCUGAUGGACCUGCUUUUGUUGCUCCAGCUCCCCUUCAAAAUGCAUGCAAGGGACAACAAGUGGUCCUCUGACAAGACGACGUUCUGCUCCUUCUUGGAAAGCCUGUACUUCAUGGGCAUGUACGGGAGUAUUUACACCAUAACAUGCAUCUCCAUCGACCGCUACAUCGGCAUAUGCCACCCUUUCAGCUUCAGAGGGCUGCGGUCCACAAAGAUCGCUCGGAAUGUGUGCAUCACCAUCUGGUUGGUUGUGGUGUUAGCGACCCUGCCCGUCUACACCUUCCAUGAGAAAGCAAAAACCGAGUUCCGCUGCUUCCAUGGCUUUUCCGACAAGGGUUGGCACACGGCACUCAUUGCCUGCUUGGAGGUGUUUGGGUUUUUGCUUCCCACUCUCGUGUUGGUGACUUGCUCAGCACUGAGCGUCCGUGCGUUAAAGGAAUCCAACACCAGCAGUUUAGAGAAGCAGGCUGGAAUACGAAUCAUCUACAGCAGCCUUUGCGCCUUCCUGGUGCCCUUCACCCCAAGCCAUGUAGCCAUCUUCCUGCAGUACCUGGUGCGCAGUGGCAGAAUCUCAGACUGCGAGGCCAUGAAGAGUAUUGCCCUGUUUGUGCAGUUGACCAUAUGCCUGUCCAAUGUCACCAGCUGCCUGGAUGCCAUCUGCUAUUACUUCGUAGCCAAAGAGGUGCGCGCCAGCAAGAGAGUGAUCAGGCAGUCCAUCAGCAGAAUCAGAAGCAGCAGUGCCUCAGAAGUGUAAGAAAGAAACAUUUUUUGGUUCUCGUAUGAGUAACCACAGCAGGCUCUCAGGCGCUUCUCACGCGAUGGGAGCGUGCCGAGCUCAAGAGAAACUUUAGAGAUGAAUGGUCAAAAGCUGACUGUGCUUGAGUGCAGACUCAUUAUUUA